Panthera uncia (snow leopard) is the source of this 2451-nucleotide messenger RNA. RefSeq names its product SERTA domain containing 3 (gene SERTAD3). The record is from RefSeq and is a predicted model, not a curated record. Gene Ontology annotation, biological process: positive regulation of DNA-templated transcription. Lineage: Eukaryota; Metazoa; Chordata; Mammalia; Carnivora; Felidae. Gene Ontology annotation, cellular component: nucleus. Bases 1329 to 1982 code for a protein of 217 amino acids. The transcript is spliced from 4 exons.
UCUUCAAGUGGAGGGAGUUUGAAGCUGGGACAUGGGGUGUUUGGAGAAGCGAGAGAACCGAGGAAGGAACUUUUGGGGCAGGAAAUCUGGAGAUUAGGACAAUUCGAGUCUCCCGGACGGGUUGAAUUCGGGGCUCUAGUGUUCUGGAAAAGGGGUGAGGGGUUGGGGCUGGGAUCCUGAGCAUUUGGAAAAACGGAGAUAACUACGGGCAAGGAAUCUUGGUAAGGGAGAUGCAGUGGCGGUGAGGAGGUGCUGGUGAGAGUCCCAUAUUCAGGUCUUGGAGUCAGAGGGAGAGUUUGGAGGUGAAGUCGAAAGGCAUUUGAAAGACGGGAGAAAAGGGGAAAGUUGACGGGUGAAGGUAUCAGAAUUAGUCUCCCAAACGGAAUAAAUCAGAGAGCAUUUGUAAUUUUUGAGCGAUGUGUUGGAGUCUGGGUUUCUGGACCCGAGAGCAGUUUGGGGAAAGAAUCUAGGACCUCCUUGGGGUGCGAAACCCGAGAGAAAGCAGUUUUAGGGCCGGAGUCUGGGGUGGGGGAGGGGCGUUCCGGGCUUGGAGCUCAGACCCGCAGCCCUAGAGGCAGCAGUGGGCGGGGCUCGGCCGGCGCCGGGCAGCUGGACGUCCGGGUUCCCUUCCCCCACCCGCCCCGGGCACUUGUGCGCAUGCCUUAAUGGAGGGCGGGGGAGGUUCGUCCCAAAGGCGUGCGGCACCCUCUGGGUAUUGUAGUGCAAGCUCAACGUUAACGCACGUGCCAGGCGGCUAUUGGCCCACAUUUCCCAGAAGCCCCUGGGCCAAAUUGUUGCCUGCCUGGACGUUGAAUAGAGAUCCAGGGAGGAGGCGGAGUCGGGCGUUGAGUCAAGUUUUAGCAAGUUUCUUGUGGGGCGCGCUUUGGGGGAAGUCGAAGGCGCGGGCUAAGAGAAUGAGGGAGGCUCCUUCCUUGCUCUUGGGAGAGCUCCCAGUCGGUUAGGAAGAGGGCAUGGUCAGAAAUAUACUCCCUGUAAAAGAAGAGUUUCGACAAAUAGGUGUCCUAACAGGGCUUCGGUGGCUCUAAUACAACAGGCAACAAUAGAUAAAUAUUGAAUGAAUAAAUGGCAAUUAAAUUCUUCUUCGUUAAGCGUUAACUGUAGAUGGGUACCGUGUAUAUUACACAUCGGAUCUCCUUGAGAAUACGUCCAGGUCUCCAUACUCCACAGCUGUCAUACGUGACACUGUUGAAGAAACGAGUAUUGUAGAAAGAACAGUGUUAAGACUCAGGAACUUGAUCCUCAUCUUACAGCUGAGGUAAUUGAGUCUCAAGGAGGCAAAUUCACCAUUCAAGGCCACACAGGGCAUCAUGGUAGGAGGCUUGAAGAGAAAACACUCAGAUUUGGAGGAGGAAGAGGAGGAUGAGAAGUGGGACUGGGGUUCAGCAGGCCUGCGGAGCUACCAGCAAGCCCUGCUUCAAAUCUCUUUAGACAAAGUCCAGCGGAGUCUGGGCCCCCGAGCACCCAGCCUACGCAGGCAUGUCCUCAUCCACAAUACCCUCCAGCAGCUCCAGGCCGCCCUUUGCCUGGCUCCAGCACCUGCCCUACCCCCUGAGCCCCUCUUCCCGGGCGAGGAGGACUUCUCCCUGUCCGCCACCAUCGGCUCUAUUCUCAGGGAACUGGAGACCUCCAUGGACGACACGGAGUCCCCUCAGAAUCCAAUAGCUCCCCCAGGCCCCCAGAACGAAGUGUUGCCCCAGCCUGAUCCAGUCUUCUUGGAAGCUCUGAGCUCCCGGUACCUGGGGGACUCUGGUCUGGAUGACUUCUUUCUGGACAUUGACACAUCUGCAGUGGAGAAGGAGCCUGCACUGGCCCCACCGGAGCCUCCUCACAACCUCUUCUGUGCCCCAGGGUCCUGGGAGUGGUUCCACAAACCGUCUUGCAUGUGUGUGUGUGUCUGGUUGCCACAGCCUUCUGUGAAGGUGGGUCUUCCUGAAUUAAUUUAUCUGUUCCAAAUGCCUUAACGUGACUCUGUUUCUAGGAGUCUGAUUUCCCACAUUUCUUCUGCCUUUUCCUCCAGUUCCUACUCCCCUGGUGACCACUGGGGCCUCAGGGAAGAUAAAGCUGGGCCUGUAUGUUGAUGACUGGGAUGUGCUGCCUGGUUGCUAUGGGAACUCAGACUUUGUCACUUGCACCUGGAGGGAGCAGGAGGGACGGACCUCCUCCCUCAAGGCUGAUCCCCACCUCAUUGGCAAGACCCCAGUCCCAGCAGUCUCCUGAUGCAUAACCAGGCCGGACCACGUGCAAUAGGGUGGAAAUCAAACCGCUCCAUGCCACAUUAUUUAAAAGAAAGGCGGGUUUUGUGGUGGGUUUUGUUUUGUUUUGUUUUUGAUUGUUUGUAAUGACUUUUUUUUUUUUUAAUAAAAGUAUUUUGGAAAGGGUGAUGUUGCCUGAAGUUUCUAAACUUCAGCAGGUCGAUGAGAGGGACCUGGU